This is a messenger RNA of Clarias gariepinus (North African catfish), 1659 nucleotides long. RefSeq lists its product as uncharacterized. The coding region runs from base 49 to 996 and encodes 315 amino acids. The transcript has 4 exons. The record is from RefSeq and is a predicted model, not a curated record. NCBI's taxonomy places the organism in Eukaryota, Metazoa, Chordata, Actinopteri, Siluriformes, Clariidae. Gene Ontology annotation, biological process: response to bacterium.
AUUUGGUCUCUUUCUAACAGUUCAACCUGAAUCACUCAAGUUCUGAGGAUGACUCUAAUCUGGAAAUUUAUUUUAAUCUUCAGCACGAUAUAUUCAGCACAAUCCGUGGAUUUUCAAAAACCAUCAUUUCUUUCGUUGAGACCUGGAGAACAUGUUACUCUUCACUGCCCGUUUGGGGAUACUCGUCAGGCUGAAAGUGUUGUCUGGUACAAACUUGUGCUGGGAGAAAUGCCUCAAAAGGUUGGAGAAAGAUUAGCAUAUAAGGAAUACCAAAUUUUUCCUGAGUUCAAGCCAUCAAGAUUUACAAUAGACACGACUGAUAAUAGCUUUUCUCUGACAAUUCCACAUAUACAAAAAGAACAUGGAGGACUUUACUACUGUGAAAAAUGUAACAUAGAUGAUGUUGCAUUAUCAAAUGGAACUUUCUUAGCUGUAACAGCAGAUGACAAAAGUGUAAAGGUGUCAGUGUACCAGAGCGGCGGGUUGGACUCGGUUCCUGCAGGAGCGUCAGUGACUCUGCAGUGCUCGGUUCUCUCUGAGAGCAGAGCAGCAGAACUCCAAGUGCUCUGGUUCAGAGCUGCUCCACCACAAUCCCAUCCUCAAAUCAUUUACACUCAUCACAACAGCAGCCAUCAGUGUGAGAGCGGCUCUUCUACACACACCUGUGUGUACAACUUCUCCAAGAACAUCCUCAGCCUCAGUGAUACUGGGACUUACUACUGCGCUGUGGCCGCGUGUGGGAAGAUCAUUUUUGGGAACGGGACACGAGUACAACUGGAGAACUUUCCAGAACUAGUAAGACCUUUAGGUCCUGAAGUGAUCUACCAUGGAAUAGUAGUGGCAGUUUGUGUCGUUGUGAUCUUCAUUCAGGCUUUUAUAAUCUGUAAAAUAAAGAGUUGUGAACAAUCCACAGGUGAGUCUGUCUCAUACAGAAAUGCAAACUUUUUUUUCCCUCUAAAGUCACAAAAUUUGUUAAUAUUUUGUAUGACACGAUAAUAGUCAUGAUAAUAAUAAUGAGCUUGGACAGUUCCAUAUUUGUAUACUUAAAACAUAUAAUGUCAUAAAGCUCUUAAUCUGAUAUUUCUAAACAUUUUGCGCCGUCAUGCUUUAUUAAAAAAAUAUCUUUAUCUCUUUCUAUAUGUUGUAUAGCUGUAAAUUGUAAAGAUGUAUAAAGCUGUAUAUACAUUUUACACGUGGGGCAGUGGUGGCUUAGAUGGUUAGAGGUCUCUUUGGAAGGUCGGAAGGUCUGUGUUUUGAGCCCUGCCACCACUGUUUCACUAUUGUUUAGGCCUUGGGCAAGAGCAUUAACCCAACACCCCAUACAACCCAGCGAGUACACGCAGUGCUGGUAGCAGACCCAGUUAGAAAAUGGGAAAGUUAUAAAAAAAAGUACUUGGCAUAAAAAUUUUGCCAGAUCUUGUGGAUCUGAUGUAGCGACCCGUAGAAUAAAAGCGACAAACCCGAAGAGAAUAUGAUAGUUUUAAUAAAAAAAUGUGUGAUUAAACCCACAGCAGUUUAUCUACUUAAGUUUAUUUUUUGUAAUAAGAUUCUAGAAGUAUUUACACAAUUAAACUGGUCCUACAUAUACACAUAUGUAAGACAAUGAAUAAGUCAAAAUCUUAUUAGAAUACCAAGAAGAAUCUCUCUCUCUCUCUCUCU